Perkinsus marinus ATCC 50983 is the source of this 681-nucleotide messenger RNA. RefSeq lists its product as hypothetical. The transcript has a single exon. Gene Ontology annotation, molecular function: nucleic acid binding. Lineage: Eukaryota; Perkinsozoa; Perkinsida; Perkinsidae. Gene Ontology annotation, biological process: DNA integration. The coding region runs from base 1 to 681 and encodes 226 amino acids. The record is from RefSeq and is a predicted model, not a curated record.
AUGCUCCAUACCGACAAUGGUACCCAAUACUCUAGUCUUGCCAUGGGCGAUUUGGUUCGAUCGUGGGACGCAAUUCAUUUGUUCACCCCGCGUGGUUCUUCACCAUCUAAUGGACGCAUUGAACGAGUACACCGGUAUCUUAAUGAAUACCUCCGUACCCAUCACACCGGCAAGGGCAUGUCCUACACUACUUUCUGCGACCUCAUUCAGCAUGCGGUCUACUCAUGGAAUGUUACUAAACGCCGAGGCGUCAGUCCCCACUCUACGGUCUACACCUUCCCUGCUUCUAUGGGUAUGCAUGUACCUCGACAGUGUCGUCGUGGAUUUUCCUACGUCGAGUCCUGUGUUGUCGAUCCUCUACCGGAUAAGACGAUUCCCGCCGGGACCCGAGUAUUAGUACGUUGCCCUACUCAAGUCCCCAAACUCGACUUUCGCUGGUAUACCGCUAUCGUCAUUCGCCAAUUGAGUCCCAAUGUGUUCAUAACCAAGGCUGACGUCACUGGACACGAGGCUUCUACUCAUAGCCGGGAUAUCAAGCUCUUCCAGACUGACGACCCUCUUCCCGACACUCUUGCCCAUGCUCGUUCGGACUACCAUGGCUCCAAACGCGGUAGGAGCUCUCUCCCAAGGGAGGGGGAAUGUAGUGGAGUCCAGCGGAGCGACGCACAUAUAAGUGUCUGA